Messenger RNA from Adineta ricciae, 783 nucleotides. NCBI's taxonomy places the organism in Eukaryota, Metazoa, Rotifera, Eurotatoria, Adinetida, Adinetidae. The record is from the annotation of a GenBank genome assembly.
AUGCAUUCAGUCAGAACAAUGGUGUGGACAGAGACUAAACCACGCGGUCCGAUUUCGGCCAUGCAUUCAACGCCGGGUCCGGUGUAUCUCUUGCCAGGUUUAGUCGGAAAUAACUUUCAUGAUCCACGAUCAGUUCAUAACAAACAACCAGCGUAUUCAUUUGGUCUCAGACAUGGAAAGUAUAAAGAUGACUCUUCGCCUGGACCAUGUUACUUCCCCAAUCCGAGAAUAUCUCGGACUGGUAAAGAUGGUUCGCCACAAUAUUCUCUCUACUCGCGACGUGGUGAUCUGAAAGGCGAUCGUUGUCCUGGACCCGGUGCCUAUAAACCUGAGGAUAAAGGACCAAUGAAGACUGCCUUUCAAUCACCGCCUGCCUUUACUUUUGGCACUCGUCAUAAGGCAUAUGGACUUGAUAAUACACCUGCACCGAAUGCUUAUGGUUUACCAGGAAUGCUUGGUAAAACCGUACAAAGUGCCAAGAAGCAAGCACCUGUCUAUUCCAUGACUGGACGUAGCAAACGAGGCGGUUUCGAUGAAGAUUUGCAGCGAACACCUGGCCCUGGUGCUUACAACGUAACUAAGCCGGGUAUAUAUAAACAAGAACCACCACAUUAUAGCAUGAUAGCACGAAAUGAAAUGCCCGGUGAUUCGACACGGAAACCAGGACCGGGCAAAUAUUCGCCCGAAAAAGUUUGGCUUCAUAAACAACAAGCACCUGGCUAUUCAUUCGGCAUUCGUCAUUCUAUGUACGAAGCACCAUUGAUUGUUGAAGUCAAAGAAUGA